Phyllopteryx taeniolatus (common seadragon) is the source of this 1817-nucleotide messenger RNA. Its product is annotated as prospero homeobox protein 1-like. NCBI's taxonomy places the organism in Eukaryota, Metazoa, Chordata, Actinopteri, Syngnathiformes, Syngnathidae. The transcript is spliced from 5 exons. Gene Ontology annotation, cellular component: nucleus. Gene Ontology annotation, molecular function: DNA-binding transcription factor activity, RNA polymerase II-specific; RNA polymerase II cis-regulatory region sequence-specific DNA binding. The coding region runs from base 186 to 1508 and encodes 440 amino acids. Gene Ontology annotation, biological process: regulation of transcription by RNA polymerase II. The record is from RefSeq and is a predicted model, not a curated record.
CAGGAGCAGGAGCAGGAGCAGGAGCAGGAGCAGGAGCAGGAGCAGGAGCAGGAGCAGGACCAGGAGCCACCCACACCGCGAGUGUGCAGGUCUUCUUUGCCACCGUCGUCCAUCCUCAACGCAGCAGCUGCACACCAGACUCCGAUUUGUUUACUCCUCUGCGCUAAACCGGCCCCAAUCUGAGCAUGUGGAGCAAAGACGCGGAUGAGCACGCCGCCGAGCAUCUCGCGCCUUUUGAACGCGAUCCCACUCGGGCCAAAUCGCGAGAAGGCUUCGUGGGAAAAGGCAGCGACGCGAACACGACGCCACCGGGGAGCCUUGAUGGACGGAGCGGGGAACCGCACCUCCAUCGAGCGAAGCGGGCCCGGGUGGAGAAUAUCAUCAGCUCGCCCGGCUGGGAGACGAAACGAGACCCGGUCCGAAGACCCGAGGUCGGCCAGAAGCGCCAUCUGUCCGAAACACUUACAGAGCGGCGACCGCCGACGUGGAACUGCUCACCGCGCACGACUCCGAGGGCAAACGUUUCACUCGAGCCCGACAAAGUCGUGGCCGAGGUUUUGAAGUACGAACUAUCCAGAGCCGUGAGUCAGAGCGUCGAUUCCGUUUUCAAAAGCAUGUCGCUAAUACGGACCGCGGAGUCCUUUCUAAAUGCUCCUAAGUUAUCGGGUCGCAAAGAGGCACGGGUCCUCGACGUUCAAACUGAGGCGCUUGCUCUGGUGGUACAAAGACCUCACGUGGACGAAUUUGACCGCAUCAGAUCAAACGCUUACAGACGAAGCCACGAUUCCAAACUGCGACAAGACCGGGAAUCGGACAAGGCUCCGAAUUCUGACCGUCGCGACACACAAGAAAGACGCUCAGAGUCCGAAUCCAGGCUAGCCAGACCGGACGCGGCGUGGAACGCGGGCAAAGUCCGAUCCCGGGUCCGGUCCGGAUCCCCGAGGAGCCCGUCGACUGGCGUGACCGCCGUGGAUCCGAUGCUUUCGGACGGUCUUUGCUUCCGGCGCGUCGAGAUCGAGUCGAGCGGCCUCCUCAAGAAUCACCUUUACGUCCCGAAUGAGGGGCUGACCACCAACCAUCUGAAAAAAGCCAAGCUGAUGUUCUUCUACACGCGCUAUCCGAGCUCGCCGGUGCUGAAGAUGUGUUUCCGUGACGUGCAGUUCACACGCUGCAUCGCCUCCCAGCUCAUCAAGUGGUUCAGUAACUUCCGGGAGUUCUACUACAUCCAGAUAGAGAAGUUCGCACGCCACGCCGUCGCGGCCCACCCGGGGGCGCUGUCUGUGGGGAGAGAGUCGCAACUUUUCAGAGCCCUCAACGUGCACUACAACAAAAGCGGUGACUUCCAGGUCCCCAAUCGCUUCCUUGAAGUGGCCGAGAUUACAUUGCGGGAAUUCUACACUGCCAUUUCCACGGGCAUGGACGGAGAUCCGUCCUGGAAGAAGGCCAUCUACAAGGUGAUCUGUAAGCUGGACGCUGACGUUCCAGCUCAAUUCAAGACUUACGGAUGAGGACCGGCUAUAGACUACUGUACAUCUGGUUUGCCACAACGGCUCUUGUCACAAUGUGGACUUACUCGUGCCUUUGUCAGCAAAGUGCUUUUGAUUGGGAGCACGAACAAGACAGUACUCUGACAUUUUAGCUAAAAACAUGACUCGAAAGCUCCAAUCUCCAAGACUUCCUGUGGACUGGGAAGAAAACUAUUUUUGUACAAUAUACUUUAGACAGAUUCUGGGCCCUGAGGGAAAAAAAAAAAAAAUGUAAAAAAAAAAAAAAAAAAAAAUCCGGAGCAGUUUAUUUGCUGCAAUAAAUUUUUUAGG